AUGGACCGAAUAACAUCUGCAACAUUGGAGAUUGAAGCAGAUAGAGUGGCACAUUGUGUAUUGGUUAUUGAUGGUGGAACUUUGGCUGAUGUAGAGAAUGAUUCGACUUUAUUGACUGCAUUCCUUGAAUUAUGUAUACUUGUGGAUUCAACCAUUUGUUGUCGUGCAAGUCCAUCCCAAAAGGCGAAUAUGGUAAGUGCGAUUAGAAAUUUACAGAAGAAUGCUGUUACUUUAGCAAUUGGAGAUGGUGCAAAUGAUAUUGCUAUGAUUCAAAGUGCAGAUAUUGGUGUUGGUAUAACAGGAAAAGAAGGAUUACAGGCUGCUAGAUCAGCAGAUUAUGCAAUUGCACAAUUUAGAUUUUUGUUGAAAUUAUUGCUUGUGAAUGGGAGAUAUAAUUAUAUUCGUACUUCGAAAUUCGUCUUGUGCACAUUCUACAAGGAAUUAUUAUUUUAUUUGACACAAUGUAUAUAUCAACGAAAUACCUUAUUUUCCGGAAGUUCAUUAUAUGAAAGUUGGUCAUUAUCGAUGUUUAAUACCUUGUUCACUUCUUUACCUGUGAUUUGCAUUGGUAUGUUUGAUAAGGAUUUAAAACCAGCAACAUUAUUAGCAGUUCCUGAAUUAUAUUCCAAAGGAAGAUUAUAUCAAGCUUUUAAUCUAAGAGUAUUUAUAUCAUGGAUGGUAUUGGCGACAUUGCAAAGUGUGGGAAUUUCAUUCUUGUUGUAUUACGUAUGGGGCUUCACAGCACUUCGUGAUAAUACUACUUUUGCAUUAGGAUCUAUGUCAUUUGCCACUUUAGUUAUUGAGUAUUUACGUUUUACAUGGGAAUAUCUUUACGUUUUGGCCUUGACCAAUCGCAAUGCAUCAUUUAUUAUUUCAGUUGGUGGAUUCGGUUUAUGGAAUAUUUUGAUUAUGUUAUUGUAUCGGACCAAGCAGUCUCCGAUCUAUUUCGUGGCAUAUGGAUUAUAUACCUGGGGUAGAGAUCAGAGUUGGUGGGCUGCAUUGUUGGUGUUGUUCACUAUUCCUUUAUUGUUUGAUAUAUUGAUCAAGGUUGCUAAAUUUAUGUUUAGACCUAAUGAUGAUGAAAUAUUCCGAGUAUAUGAGAAAGAUAUUGAAUUGAGAAGAUAUUUUGAACAAAUUGCGUACAAUGAUUUAAAACAAAGUUGGACAUUCCCCAAAGAACCUUCAACCACUUAUAAGCUAAUCAAGAAGGUUUUCAGGACAAUAUUUUGUCUUGGAAAAGAAUCACCAGUGAUGCCACCACCACAGCAUCCUGAUUUGUCCAGUAUCAAUAGUCAAAAUGAGGAAGAAGAAGACAAUUAUAGUGAAAUGCAAUCGGCAGUUCAUAGAAAGAGAGCAGGAACCAACCCAAUGCCAACCGAAUUACCACCCAGUGGAGAGGGAUCGGCAAUUGCAUGGUCGUCAAGUGAUUAUAAACCACAUGUCACGAUUGUUGAAGACGGAUAUGAGGUUUUGCCAAGUGGGAAACGAGUUCGGAUCAAGACAGGCAGUUCAAAAUGGAAUAGUUUUUCACAAGCUUUUAAGCGGGAUAACGAGGAUGUUAAUGCUAUUAUCGAUGCGAGAUUGAGGAAUUUAGGUGAGGAUGGGAGAGUUAUUGAGACAACGACUGAGACACCAGCGGCUCCUCAUCAUGGGAUUUUGAAGAAGAGCUAA
Hemisphaericaspora subhashii is the source of this 1671-nucleotide messenger RNA. RefSeq names its product DNF3. The record is from RefSeq and is a predicted model, not a curated record. NCBI's taxonomy places the organism in Eukaryota, Fungi, Ascomycota, Pichiomycetes, Serinales, Debaryomycetaceae. The transcript has a single exon. Gene Ontology annotation, molecular function: ATP binding; ATP hydrolysis activity; ATPase-coupled intramembrane lipid carrier activity. Gene Ontology annotation, cellular component: plasma membrane. Gene Ontology annotation, biological process: post-Golgi vesicle-mediated transport; intracellular protein transport; endocytic recycling. Bases 1 to 1671 code for a protein of 556 amino acids.